AGCCACUCUCCAAAUUACUCUCAGGGUCAGCCACAGUCAAACGCUCUCCCACAGUCAUUCACACACGCACACACACACACAGUCUUUAACAAAACAACAGACAGUCAUACACAAUAGACACACGAAGGCAUACUGAGGCACUAACAGUCUCUGACAUACACGUUCACACAGUCACACGCAUACACAAUCUAGCAGCCUAUCACUGUCAUUGUCAUACUCUAUUUUACCGCCACUGACAGUUAGUUGCCAACAUCCAGAGCCGCGGCUCAGGGCUGACCGACAGCUAAAGAGACGGUGUAGGGACUGAGACCGGACCACCUCCGCAGCGCGAACUCGCAGAAGAAACGAGGGCGGAAAGGAGAGCAGGGGUGCGGAGCCUCGGAGAGCACAACAGAGAGCUCCCACCGAACCAGCCACAACAAACGACACACACGGAGUUCACGUUGGAAAGUACAGGUUAUAACAGAGAGCCUUGUUGUAUCCUGGAUAUUGUUUGCUAGCACUAUUUCAACACCCAGGAUCAUCUCUAGCUUCCACGCUUGCGUGGCUGGAGAGGGGCAAAGUUGGCGGACAGAGAGGCGGUUUUCCUGAGACCCUGGAACUGCGGCAAAGAUAGCUGCACCGCCAGCAUGGCCUGCAGUUUUGCUGCAUCAUCUCGGUGAGCGGAAGGUGUCCGAUGGUAGAAGACAUGUUGGGACAGAGGACUGAGGAGCGCGCCGACACAAGCAUUAGUAACCAUGGAAACGGUAUUGAGGACUUUGGCCUGUGUUGUUAUCAUCACCAUGGUUGCCACAGAGAUCAUGGAAAGUGUAAGUGCUGAUGAAUUCGCUCGGUCUCAAGUUGCAUUCCUGUCUGGCCUGAGCCACUAUGAGAUCGCUAUCCCAGUCCGUGUAGGGCCACAAGGCGAGGCCCUCGGUCUGGAGGACCAGACCGAAAGGUUGUGGCAUCAGCGCCAUCGGCGCAGCUCAGAUGGGCCAUUUGAACCCACCCAGCUCUAUUACCAGCUGUCCACCACACGCUCCAGCUUCCUGCUCAACCUGACACUGCAUAGUGGCUUGCUCUCUGAGCACUUCCGGGUUGAGUACUGGAAGAGGGGUCGGCCAGCCUGGAGCCACGUCUACUCUCCCCACUGCCACUAUGUGGGGCACCUGCAGAACCAACAGAGCUCCACCAAGGUGGCCCUGAGCAACUGCAAUGGCCUGCAGGGGGUGAUCAUGUCUGCUGAUGAGGAGUUCUUUAUUGAGCCACUGAGCCCAGCUGACAACCUGACCAGUGUGGAAGAGCAGGAGGGUCGUCCCCACGUGGUCUACAAGAGGUCCUCUCUUCGUCACCAAUAUAUGGACCAGUCCUGUGGAGUUAUAGAUGACAAGCCAAUCAAAGGUUUGGGGUGGUGGCAGCACCCAUUGAAGCCCUCACCCAACCAGAUGGGCCGUGCGCAGCUGCCACUCAAGCGCUCAGUGAAUCGUGAACGCUACGUGGAAACAUUGGUUGUGGCCGACAAGAUGAUGGUGGGCUACCAUGGCAGGCGUGACAUUGAGCAGUACAUCCUUGCUGUCAUGAAUAUUGUUGCCAAACUGUUCCAGGACUCUAGUCUGGGGAAUGCAGUGAACAUUGUGGUGACCCGUCUAAUUCUGCUAACUGAGGACCAGCCCGCUCUAGAGAUAAACCAUCAUGCAGGCAAGUCUUUGGACAGUUUCUGCAAGUGGCAAAAGUCUAUACAGAACCGCAACAGCCAUGGCAAUGCCAUACCUGACAAUGGCAUCGCACACCAUGACACAGCUGUGCUCAUCACAAGGUAUGACAUCUGUAUCUACAAGAACAAGCCAUGCGGAACCCUAGGUCUGGCUCCUGUUGGAGGCAUGUGUGAACCUGAAAGAAGUUGCAGCAUCAAUGAGGACAUUGGCCUGGCCACUGCAUUCACCAUUGCUCAUGAGAUUGGGCACACGUUUGGCAUGAACCAUGAUGGUGUGGGCAAUACCUGUGGCUCCCGUAGCCAGGAGACGGCUAAACUGAUGGCAGCUCAUAUCACCAUGAAGACCAACCCCUUUGUGUGGUCUGCCUGCAGCCGUGACUACAUUACCAACUUCCUUGAUUCAGGCAUGGGCUCCUGCCUCAACAAUGUGCCCCCAAAGCAGGAGUUUGUCUACCCUACCACAGCUCCUGGCCAGGCCUACGAUGCUGAUGAACAAUGCCGCUUCCAGUAUGGCGUGAAGUCCCGCCAGUGUAAAUACGGGGAAGUCUGUAGUGAGCUGUGGUGCAUGAGCAAGAGCAACCGCUGCAUCACCAGCAGCAUCCCAGCUGCAGAAGGGACUAUCUGCCAGACCAAUACCAUAGAGAAAGGGUGGUGCUACAAACGGGUGUGUGUGGCCUUUGGGACACGACCAGAGGGUGUGGAUGGCAGCUGGGGCCUCUGGUCACCAUGGGAGGAGUGCAGUCGCACUUGUGGUGGAGGUGUUUCCUCUUCAGUACGGCACUGUGACAGCCCAAGGCCAACAAUUGGUGGAAAGUAUUGUCUGGGAGAGAGGAAACGGUUCCGAUCCUGCAAUAUCGAUGAGUGUCCACCCGGCUCUCAGGACUUUCGUGAAAUCCAGUGCUCUGACUUUGACAACGUGCCUUUUCGUGGCAAGUUCUAUACCUGGAAGCCUUACCGUGGAGGAGGUGUAAAGUCCUGUUCCCUUAAUUGCCUUGCCGAAGGAUACAACUUCUACACAGAGCGUUCCCCGGCCGUGGUGGAUGGCACACCCUGCCGAGACAACUCCCUAGAUGUCUGCGUCAACGGGGAGUGCAAGCACGUGGGCUGUGACCGGAUCCUGGGCUCCGAUGCACGGGAGGACCGCUGCCGCAUCUGCGGGGGUGAUGGCAGCAGCUGCGAGGUCAUCGAAGGAGUCUUCAACGAGUCGCUGCCUGAAGGAGGUUACGAAGAGGUGGUCCGAAUCCCAAAGGGGUCAGUGUUCAUUCACAUUCAGGAGCUCAAUGUGUCCCUCAACUAUUUAGUACUGAAGGGCAAAGGGGACCAGUACUUCAUUAAUGGCAAGCUGACCAUUGACACCCCGCGAAGGUUUGAUAUUGCUGGGACCACCUUUUAUUACCGCCGCCCCGCAGAUGAGCCUGAGACCCUGGAGGCUCUUGGGCCCACCAACAUAUCGCUUGUUGUCAUGGUGCUGGUGAGGGAGCCGAACCCGGGAAUCCGCUACCGAUUCAACCCACCUGUGAACCGAGAUGCACUGAGCGGCUAUGCCUGGCACUAUACCUCCUGGUCACGCUGUUCUGCCCUGUGUGCUGGAGGGGUCCAGACUCAGCAGGUGGUGUGUAAAAAGCAGGCUGAUCAUUCAGUGGUUUACAACCACUUCUGUGAUAAGAAGAGCAAGCCCAAGGAGAAGAAGAGGGCCUGCAACUUGGAGCCAUGUGCUCCAGUCUGGUGGUUGGGUGAGUGGUCGGAGUGUACUCGCAGCUGUAAUGGGGGGCUCCGCACACGGGAGGUGCUCUGCAAGCGCAAGAUCUCACCUAUGGAGGAGAAGGUCCAGGAUGAUAUUACAUGUGCCCCUCCACGACCCCCUGUCACAGAGCCCUGUAACAACCACACAUGCCCCCCUGAAUGGUUGGCUCUGGAUUGGUCAGAGUGCACUCCCAGCUGCGGCCCAGGCUACAGACAUCGUGUUGUCCUGUGCAAGAGAGGGGAGAAUGGGGAUGUCCUGCCCGAGUUGCACUGCCCCAAGCACAGCCGGCCCACCACCCGGGUGCGGUGUAACCUCCAGCGCUGCCCACCCCCACAGUGGGUGACUGGGCCCUGGGGAGAGUGCUCAGCCCAGUGUGGCCUGGGUCAAGAGGUACGCUUGGUGCAGUGCCUCACGCACACCGGGCAACCAUCCAACGAGUGUCCAGAGAGCCAGCGGCCAGUGGCCAUGCAGCAGUGUGAGCGCAAGUGUGACCUCGGCCCCACAGACAACCCUGAAGAAUGCAAAGAUGUGAACACAGUGGCGUACUGCCCCCUGGUGCUCAGGUUUAAGUUCUGCAACCGACCGUACUUCAGACAGAUGUGCUGUAAGACCUGCCAAGGACAUUGAUGUCCUGACCAUAUUUGGCCUGCUGCUCUGUCCUGGGCAAGGGGAGGAAGGGAGGGCUGUGAUACAGGAGAGAACAACAGAGAAUAACACAGAGAAGGAGGAGGAUCAAUAAAAUACAAGACGGGCUGCACAGCUGUUCACAAACAUCCUUGACCGUACAGCAAUCUGAGACCAGCUGAAGGGGCCACCUCAAAAAUGAGCUCCAUGUGUAGUUUCGCAUUUUAUGCCACAUCUGUCUUUUUUGAGGGCACACACAGGUCCUAAAGAUGUCUGUCUCAUCAGUCUUUUUUAGAGCUGGAUUUGUUCUGUGGUUUCAAGCAGUUGCUCCACUUGAAGUCCAUAUUCCUGUUUGGUCAUAUUCCAGUUUUACACAGGUUUUUAUUUAACAUGUGCAUUGUGCUAAAGAUUAUAUUCUCCCUACAAUGUAGCUGUGACACACCUUCUGUUUUUCUUCUUGAAUUAUACAAAUGUUAUUUCCAAAGGAAAUCUUAAAAGAAGCCUAACAGAUCAUUAGAUAUGUGAAAUGAAGGAUGUGCAAAGAUAUUAUUGCUGUAGAUUUUCAUGGAUGGUGAAGGCACAUGCGUCUGGAAUUGUUUCUAAGUAAGGUGUUUCUUAAAUAUUCUGUCUCUUCAUGGCUAGCGUGCCACCUUCUUGCCAGUCAUGGGGAGAGAGCAGGGAACAUGCAGUGGUCAGUCACUGUAUCCAUACCUGUUCCCAUGACAACAUCCAGCUUAGGCCACUGUCAGUGCUGCUGCGAUAAAAAUGAGGACAACAUUAUCCACAGGUUGUUGUUACAGCAGUCGCCAUGAGACAGUUUCAUAAAAAAGUUCCUGUUACAGAUAGCAUGUUUUAUAAGCAGACAUAGUUCAACCAGAGUUCAGGAGUACAACCUGCUGCCAGAUAACAUAAAUGUCUGCUAAAUAGCUGAUUUUGCAAUGGCCAGUUGCCACUGACAGAACCUUGCAGAAUACAAAACUUUAAUAAAGUUCUAAACAAUAUGAUUUUCCCUUUGUUAGAUAAUUUUUCACACCUUCACAGGGUGAAACUUUUAUGAAUGUGUUGACAAAAGUCGGUGUUGUUCAAUAGGUAUUACCUGGACCAUUUUAAUACUGCAGAAUCUUACAUCUAGUUGGCGUGUUUAAUACAUUUAGCCGUAACGCAGGUGAAACGACAGCUUGGUGAUCAUUUUCCUCAGCUGCUCAAGUUAUGUUAGGAACCCCUAGAAACCAACAUGGUCUCUAGCUCUGUGCAAGAGUAUCUGAAGUAAUGCUGCAGUGCAUUGGCCUUUUAUCCUGUCUUUCCUUAAAAUCCAUCUCGUAAGGGUACAUGUGAUGGGAGUGGUUACCAACCCCACACCCACUGCUCCCUUCCCCAGGUGCUUUUCAAAUGGUGCUAUUUUGUUCUUUCUGUCUCAGUUAAUAUUGUCUGAAAUGUGGAGGGUUUGCUUGAGGUCAGUGCUUAUGGAUGUCUGCGUUUGCCACUGAAAAAUCACAUAAAGCACAUUAACUGCUAUGGAAGGUCAUUGUGAGAACUGCAAGGCUACAUAACAGCCUGAUGCUGUGGUUGUGUAGGUGGCCACUGUGCAAUGCAAAUGAGCAAUCUUAUUCAGUUUGGGUGUCAGAAACUACAGUCUGAUGCAACACAGCAUUCCCUGUUAAUGAUUUCAGUGCAGAGCUGCACUUCCAAAAUAAAGAUCAAAACUGUAAUUUCUACCAUUUUUGAAGGUAUAAGCUAAAAUGAUGCUAUAAUGCACUCUCUGUUGUAUCUUGCAUGAAUGAGCUAUGGCUGACCACAGACAAACCUUUUUCUUCUGAGAGAGCGUGAUAGUUGACUUUUUCCACAUGCUAAUAAACAGAAAUAUGUACUGUAUUUCCAGUAUUAUUAAAGGUGUCUGUGAUCCUUAUGUACACAAAUCAAAAGGAAAAUAAUUCAAUAAAAGAAUAAAUAC
Scleropages formosus (Asian bonytongue) is the source of this 6012-nucleotide messenger RNA. It is a transcript of the gene adamts10, whose product is annotated as ADAM metallopeptidase with thrombospondin type 1 motif, 10. Gene Ontology annotation, molecular function: metalloendopeptidase activity. Gene Ontology annotation, biological process: proteolysis; extracellular matrix organization. Bases 738 to 4064 code for a protein of 1108 amino acids. Lineage: Eukaryota; Metazoa; Chordata; Actinopteri; Osteoglossiformes; Osteoglossidae. The record is from RefSeq and is a predicted model, not a curated record. The transcript is spliced from 25 exons. Gene Ontology annotation, cellular component: extracellular matrix.